Molecule: messenger RNA, 1452 nt
Organism: Phytophthora infestans T30-4
Lineage: Eukaryota; Oomycota; Peronosporomycetes; Peronosporales; Peronosporaceae
Product: general transcription factor IIH subunit, putative
Exons: 2
Coding region: 1-1452 (483 amino acids)
Biological process (GO): nucleotide-excision repair
Cellular component (GO): transcription factor TFIIH holo complex; transcription factor TFIIH core complex
Molecular function (GO): ATPase activator activity; double-stranded DNA binding
Source: RefSeq, a predicted model, not a curated record
AUGGAUGCCUUCGACUUCCUCGAGACGCUGCCGCCGGCAACGCUGGAGCGUCUGUACCAGGAUCCAUGGGCGUGCCAGGCUAUCUUCCAGGCUCUACCAUCUCUUGCUCAGCAGUUCGUGAUGCGUCUUCUGCCCACAAACUCUGCCGUACCGCGUGAUCUACUGGAGCAAUGGGUUGUGCCAAUACCAGGAGAAACCAAACGCAUGCCGCCUCAAUUCAACGCCGCGUUGCAGAAGCUGGAGGGACUUCGAGUGUUUGUACAGCAAGAUGGAGGCUACAAACCUCACCCGACGUUCCAGAAGCAGCUCAUGUAUGCGCUGAGCAACUUGGGCGGAUCUCCGUGGGAACGUGGGCGACUACAUCUUCCUAGGGACCCGGAGAACACUUUCGCUGCGGUGGAUCUUGAGCGGUACGCGAGGGCACGCUGGGACUUGGUGCUGCACUACAUGGUGGGGUCUACAGCAGUACAGGAGCCGCCACAGUCCGUGGUGGACAUCCUACUGCGUACAAAACUACUGCAGGCAAGUGGGGCGGACUCCAGGGCGCUGCAUAUCACAGACACGGGCUACGAGUUCAUGCUGAAGGACAUCCACGUGCAGAUGUGGAUCUUUAUGUUGGAAUACAUUCGCACGCUGGAUAACACGGGCACCCUGAAGCAGGAGGAUAUUCUGCAGUUCUUGUUCCAGAUCAGCUACUGCCAGACGGGAGGGUACUACGCAGUAGCAGAUCUGACGGAGACCCAGCGACUAUUACUCGGAGAUUUCAUUGACUUCGGACUACUGUUCCGAAAACGCCAAAAUUCGGAUCGCUUCUACACAACAAGUCUGGCUGUGAACCUCAUUUUCGGUGGGUCCACGGGACAGAAGCGUAGCCAUGUCAGUCUCACGAGCUCGUUUGCUGGUGUUCGUGCCGGUAUGAAGUCGCAAGUGGCAGAUCCGCGUCAGGCCCCGACAGUCGAUCACGGAGCUCGUCUGCUUGUGGUGGUGGAGACAAACUUCAAGAUCUACGCGUACACUUCGUCGACUCUUCAUGUGGCUAUGCUCAGCGUGUUUGUGGACAUUGUGGCACGACUACCGAACUUGGCCAUUGGCUUCAUCACUCGAGAGAGUCUGCGCUCUGCUCUGAUUCACGGCAUCUCGGCCCAGCAGAUCUACGACUUCUUGAUGAAGCACGCGCACCCGAAAAUGCGACGCAACAGUCCAGUGAUCCCUGAGAAUAUUGCUGACCAGAUCUACUUGUGGGAACGCGAGAGGAAUCGCGUACAGUUUCUGGAGGGAAUUCUAUUCGACGGUUUCAACACCAAGGAAGACUACGAGAGUGUUCGGGACUACGCCAAGGGUCUCAUGGUGCUCACAUGGUCGGAUCCCAUUCACUUCAGGCUGUCGAUUGCUACUGCAGGUAUUGACGAAGUACGCCACUUUAUCCAGAACCAAGUAUCGACUCGAGGAUAA